Molecule: messenger RNA, 1722 nt
Organism: Diatraea saccharalis (sugarcane borer)
Lineage: Eukaryota; Metazoa; Arthropoda; Insecta; Lepidoptera; Crambidae
Source: the annotation of a GenBank genome assembly
AAUAAACUUAAAACUUCCAUGGUAAAUGUGAGAUUUUUUGGUUUUGGUUCAAAAACUCCAAAAUGAACGUCAUAGACGAAAAAAGGAAAAAUAUUAUCAGUGAAAAAAAAGGCUGUAUGGACUAACUAGAUAGAUAGAUUCCAUUGUCUUAAUGAAAAAAGACGAACCAUAAAACGUCAAUGUCAGUCUAUAAAAUUAUAAAAAUAAAUAAAUUAAAUAUGUGAACGAAACAUAAUAUUUUAAAUGUUAACUAAUAUAUAUUCACUUGGAAACUAUUUUAGUAAAGGCAAGGCAUUUUCAGUUUUAUUAUGUCCAUUCCUAAUAUAAUUUAAAUAAUAAAUUUGGAGGUUAUCAUAAAAACUUUUUAUAAAGUGGAGCGGAGUGUAAAAGAAUUUAAAAAUUACUGAAAUCUGUCAAUAUCCAAAUAAGAAGAAAUAAGCGUGGGAAAGCACAAUGCGCACUUACACACGGAAGAAGCCUGAAUAUCAAUUUAUAGAAGGAGUCCAGGAAUUAUGCAGAUUGUGUUUAGAAAAAGCUACGUCUUUUGUUCAAAUUUUUACAGAAGAUUCUGAGAGCGACGUUUGUGGUGCACUUUCUCUUAGGAUAAUGAUAUGUGUAGGUUUGGAGAUAACUCGAGAAGAUUGUCUUCCAAAUGCUAUCUGUUUAAAAUGUUAUGAUGAACUAGAAAAAUACUAUACAUUCCGGAAAAAAUGUGAGAUGACCUAUCAGAAGUUAAAAUCUCAUGUUCUAGCAGUUAGAGAGAAGGAACGUCAGAAGAGUUUAGAUAAUAAUGAAACAUCUGAAUCAGAAAAUAUUGAUAAGUUAAACAAUCAUGAAGAAACAAAUAUGCAAACUUUGGUUUUGUCAUUAAAUGGGGAAGAGUCUUCUGAAGUAGUUAAUGUCAUUAAUGGAGCACAGAUAGUUAAUUUACAGGUACAAAAUAUAUCAAGCACAGAUUUGCCUGUAUUACAAAUUGAAGAAUCAAAUACUGUCUCAAUGGUUCUGUCUUCAAUACUAAUUGAACUUGGGGUACUGCAGCAGCAGACAGAUGGGACAUUGGUUAUGGUUGAUGAGACCCUAAAGACAGUGGAGCUGGAAGGAGAAGAUCAGACUAAAAUUAUAUUAGAACUUGUUGAAGAAGACAUGGAAGGAACUAUAUCAGCCAGCAAAGAGGAACCGACUUUAAGCAAAUUUAAUGAAAAUAUUUCAGAAAUGAAAUAUGUUGUUGAUGAACCUAAGAACAAACUGGAUCUCAAAAGACUUAACAUAAAAUUCAAAGAAGAAGAUAUGUACAGCGACCGGCGGUGUGAGACGUGCGGCAAGCUGUUCGCGUCGCGCAGCGUGCUGGCGCGCCACCAGCGCGUGCACACCGGCGAGCGGCCGUACGCGUGCGCGCGCUGCGGCCGCCGCUUCGCGCAGCGGGAGCGACCGUUCGCCUGCGAGUUGUGUCCGAAGAGUUUCACUCAGCGUGGCGCGCUCGCCGUACAUGCUCGCCAACACGUUCCGAAAAACGCUCGCGCUCUUGAGCUCCACCGAUGUAGAUUCUGUUCUAAAGUCUUCCUCUAUGCCUCAGGUCUCAGUCGUCACAUGACCGUGCACAGCGGUAAAGUGUUCGUGUGCAACACCUGCUCGCGGCAUUUCCGCGACAAGAGCUCGUUGCGGCGGCAUCUGCGUAAAUCGCAUCGUUCCGACGAUACUCCACCCCCACCAACAAAAUUAUAA